Messenger RNA from Cydia splendana, 10797 nucleotides. It is a transcript of the gene sno, whose product is annotated as protein strawberry notch. Bases 213 to 4283 code for a protein of 1356 amino acids. Lineage: Eukaryota; Metazoa; Arthropoda; Insecta; Lepidoptera; Tortricidae. Gene Ontology annotation, cellular component: nucleus. Gene Ontology annotation, molecular function: chromatin DNA binding; histone binding. Gene Ontology annotation, biological process: regulation of DNA-templated transcription. The record is from RefSeq and is a predicted model, not a curated record. The transcript has 31 exons.
UCUGGUUACUUUUUUUUCUUCUUUUAUUUAAUAUGGCGGAAGCAUUGACCGCCGACGGGACGUCUGAUUUUUUCAUUAUUCAGUUACGAAUCGCUUUAUCUCAAUAAUUUCGCGUGUAUGUGAUACAAAAGUGAACAUUAGAAGCUUGUGUGUUAUUUAUCAACGGAUAAUUAUUUUAACAGUGCGCUGAAAAAGCUGGUUCUUCUAUAAAAAUGUCUAAACGGGCAGCAUAUGGGGAUGAUGAGGACAAUCCACCCACACCGUCUGAUGACUCGGAUUUUGAUGAUGAUGAAGACCCAGAUAACUUGGAAGUCCCAGGUGGCGGCAAAACACUGGCAGCCGCAGCUCAGCUGGGGAACAAGCCCAAAGGCUCAGCGGCACCGAUGCCGGUCACAGUCAGAGCUACUACAAAUCCGUUAGCUGCCGCAUCAGGAGUAGCGUUCGGUCAGGUGGCCAACCAGGUGAAGCCGAUCAAGAUAUCCGCCAGUUCCUUGUCCAAACCUAUCAACCUCGGCGCACUUCCUCGCGGUGGUGCUGCCGCGCCGUCGCCCUUCGCGGCGGGCUCGUCGGCCGCGUACAGCGCCGCCUCGCUGCUCGCGCAGAUGGAAAUGGCGGGUAUCCCGGGCAUGAACUCCUACCUGCUUCAGAACCUGAAUCAGAUAUUAGCGUCGGGCAUGGGAGGGCCUUUGGCAGGCAUGCUUGGACAGUUUGCACAACUCACAACACCAAAUUGGGGGCCUAAGGCAGGUCUCUUUCCACAAGACAAGAUGCAUGGUGACGAAGAAGAAGUGGAUGAUGAAGAAAUGGGCGUGGCAGAGACGUACGCCGACUACAUGCCUACUAAACUGAAACUCGGACGCAAGCACCCCGACCCUGUCGUAGAGACGGCCUCGCUCUCCUCCGUGGAGCCUAUCGACGUGCACUACAGCCUCAGCUUACCAGACGAGACGAUACGGAACGGCCUACUGUCGGCGCUGCAGUUGGAAGCUGUCGUGUACACAGCGCAAGCACACGAACACACGCUGCCGGACGGCACGAGGGCCGGAUUCCUUAUAGGUGACGGCGCUGGUGUGGGCAAAGGCCGAACCAUCGCGGGCAUAAUCUUCGAGAACUACCUGAAGGGCCGCAAGCGCGCCAUCUGGGUGUCCGUCUCCAACGACUUGAAAUACGACGCGGAGAGAGACCUGAGGGAUAUUGGGGCGGGGAAGAUUGAAGUUCACCCUCUAAAUAAGUUCAAAUACGCAAAGAUCUCAUCGGCGGUGAACGGGAACGUGAAGAAAGGCGUGGUAUUCUGUACAUACUCGGCGCUGAUCGGCGAGACGCAGUCGAACACCACCAAGUACAGGACGAGGCUCAAGCAGCUGCUGCAGUGGUGCGGGGAGGACUUCGACGGAUGCAUCGUAUUCGACGAAUGCCACAAAGCGAAGAACCUCUGCCCCGUCGGCUCAGGCAAGGCCACAAAGACCGGCCUUACCGCCCUAGAGCUACAAAACAAACUACCUAAAGCUCGCGUAGUGUACGCUUCGGCCACAGGAGCGUCUGAACCGAGGAACAUGGCGUAUAUGGUGCGGCUUGGUAUAUGGGGAGAGGGAACACCCUUCCCUACGUUUAUGGACUUUAUCAAUGCAGUUGAAAAGAGAGGUGUCGGCGCCAUGGAGAUUGUAGCCAUGGAUAUGAAACUCCGAGGCAUGUACAUCGCCCGGCAGCUCUCCUUCCACGGCGUCUCGUUCAAGAUAGAGGAAGUGCCGCUAUCAGACGCGUUUCGUGAGACUUACGACAAAUCUGUGGCGUUGUGGGUGGAAGCCAUGCAGCGGUUCACAGAGGCGGCGGAGCUGAUCGACGCGGAAGCGCGCAUGAAGAAGACUAUGUGGGGGCAGUUCUGGUCGGCGCAUCAGAGGUUCUUCAAGUACCUCUGUAUCGCCGCUAAGGUGCAUCACGCGGUAGUAACAGCGCGAGAAGCGGUGAAAUGCGGGAAAUGUGUCGUAAUCGGCUUGCAGAGCACGGGCGAGGCUCGAACCCUGGACCAGCUGGAGCGAGACGACGGAGAGCUCAGCGACUUCGUCUCCACCGCCAAGGGCGUGUUCCAAUCUCUGGUGGAGAAGCACUUCCCCGCACCGGACCGCGAGCGCAUCAAUCGGCUUUUAGGCCUCGAGGGGCCUAAGAAGGCUCUUCCAGCGCCCACACCCAACGGCCGUGCCCCUACUGUAAUAUCAUUGACGGGGGAGUCCAGUAAGAGGAAAUUAACAUCACGACAACAAGCCAACAUAGCUGCAAAGCGAGCUCGCGGCGGUUCGUCUUCGGACGAGUUCAUCCGUGGCUCCGAUGACGAAGCAGAAGCGGAGUCGGGUGACGAACGCAGGCGAUCCGACUCAGAGAGCGACUCGAAUCCGUUCCGCGCCGGUUCCGGCACGGACUCCGACACCGAACCCUGGAUGAGAAAGAAGAAGCCCCUCAAGAAGAAGAAAGCGGCGUCCCCCAAAAAGAAGCCGUCCACCACACAGGACAAGAUCGAGAAUAUGUUCUCCAGGAAGACCACUAUUACCGCGCCGACGGUCACCGUCGCGGCGCCCGGCGGGAUGCUCACAGGGACGCCCGUCGGAACCAAUGGACUCUAUUUAGGUCCAGCACGCAACAACCAGCCGCCGCCGCGCUCGGCCAUCGAGCGCGCGUGCAGCAUGAAGGAGGAGCUGCUGGCCGCCGUCGAGCGGCUCGCCAAGCGCCUGCCGCCCAACACGCUCGACCAGCUCGUCGACGAGCUCGGCGGCACAGAGAACGUGGCCGAGAUGACAGGCCGCAAAGGGCGCGUCGUACAGACGGAAGACGGUCAGAUCCUCUACGAGAGCAGAUCCGAAGCCGACGUGCCCCUCGAAACUCUCAAUCUAACGGAGAAGCAGCGAUUCAUGGACGGCGAGAAGGAUGUAGCUAUCAUUUCUGAAGCGGCGUCUAGUGGUAUCUCACUACAGAGUGAUAGGAGGGCGCGGAACCAAAGGCGGCGCGUGCACAUCACCCUGGAACUACCGUGGUCGGCCGACAGGGCUAUUCAACAGUUCGGUCGCACACAUCGAUCCAACCAAGUGAACGCCCCGGAAUACAUCUUCCUAAUCUCUGACCUGGCCGGCGAGCGGCGCUUCGCCUCCACCGUCGCCAAGCGGCUCGAGUCCCUCGGCGCCUUGACACACGGCGACAGGAGGGCCACCGAGACCAGGGACCUCAGCCAGUUCAACAUCGACAACAAAUACGGUCGGACGGCACUUGAAGCUGUGAUGAAAGCCAUCAUGAAGUACGAAACGCCGCUAGUGCCCCCGCCGAGAGAUUACAAUGGAGAUUUCUUCCAGGAUAUCGCCAGCGCGUUAGUCGGAGUGGGAUUAAUAACAAACAGCGAAUCGGCGCCCGGGGUGCUCACGCUUGACAAGGACUACAACAACAUGUCGAAGUUCCUCAACAGGAUAUUGGGCAUGCCGGUGGAACUGCAGAACCGGCUCUUCAAAUACUUCACGGACACGCUCAACGCUGUCAUGGAGCAAGCGAAACGCAGCGGGAGGUUCGACCUCGGCAUCCUGGACUUGGGAAGCGCCGGCGAGUGCGUGCGGCGCGUGCGCUGCGUGCGCUUCCUGCGGCGGCACGCCACCGGCACCGCGCCUGUCGAACUACACACCGUGCAUUCUGAGCGCGGCAUGGACUGGACGGAGGCGCUUGAAAAGCACUCACAACACGACGGGCCUAAAGAAGGCUUUUAUCUAUCGGUAGCGCAACGUAACGGCAAAUAUACCGCCGUGUUAUGUAUCGCCGUAGGGAACCAGCACGCGAGAACACAGACCAAGCUCAGCAAGAAGGAGCAGAUGUAUCAGAUAUACAGGCCUAACACCGGUCUCCAGCUACGCCUGGAAUCCCUCGCGGAGAUCGAGAAGAAAUACAAGCGGGUAGCGGCCGAGGACGCCGAGACGUCGUGGCGGGCCCAGCACGCGGCGUCGCUGCGGGUGUGCAGCCACGCCUACUGGCGCGCCUCCUGCAGGAACGCGGCUAGCUGUGAGGUGGGUCUGCGGCGGCGCACGUACCACGUGCUGUCGGGCUCCGUGCUGGCGGUGUGGGCGCGCGUGGAGGCGGUGCUGGCGCAGCGCAGCCAGCUCAACAAGAUGCAGGUCGUGCGCAUCAAGACCGACCAGGGACUCAAGAUUGUCGGCACGGUGAUCCCAAAGAACUGCGUGGACCCGCUGAAGGAGACGCUCUCGUCGGACGCCGUGAACGUGUCGGAGCAGGCGUUCGAGCAGACCGACCUCAAGUGAGGACGCGGAGUCCGCAGCGCGAGGGCUGGAGGGUGAACAUGCACUUGUCAUUCAUGUACCACUGUUCAACUGGACAUAUGUUGUUGUACUAUUGUUAACAACAACAACAAUUAGGCUAUAAACGUCCCACUGCUGGGCACAGGCCUCCUCUCAAGCACUUGGGGACUUCACAUACACCUUUGAAUUUGUCCCACCAUUUUGAACCAGAUAUGAACCACUGUUAAAUUGAUCACUAAUUCCCUGUACCACACACACUCAAAUUGUUGUCGUCAUACACAGUACCUACUGUUAAACUGGUCAUAUACGAUGUGGUACCAUUGUUAAUUGGUAAUUUACGAUGUGGUACCAUUGUUAAACUAGUCAUUUACGAUGUGGUACCAUUGUUAAACUGGUUAUAUUAUAACCAACAGUUUUAGACUUAUAUAGAUUGAGGAGCACCACUGUUUCACUGAUCAUGUAUGUGUACUGUGAAAAUUGUCAAUUUUAAAAUUUGCUCUGGAUAUAGAUCGAGGAAUAAUACUAAUCUGACAAUACAGCGAUGGCGCUAAAAAAAAGCGCAUACCUACAUUACAUAAUUUAAAUAUCUCAUUUCGCCCCAUGGGUCUGAUGGAAAUGUUUGGCGAAUUAAAAUUAAAUGCCUCUUUAAUAUUCCAACUCAGUAUACUACCCGCAACUAGUUACUACUUAUAUGUAAAGGAAAUAUAUACUUUAUAUCCUACAGUCCUAUCCUCCUAAGGCCCAAGGUGCAUUUGCUUUGUUUUGUUAAAUUAUUAAACAAAACAAAAUCAACUCUAUUCCCUACACUGUAGGUUCAAAUUUCAGUAACAAGAUUUGGAGUUUUCAUUUGUAUAGCUGGGCUUUAGGAUGUUAUUAUACUUAUUAUAUUCAUAUACCAAUAGCAACACUUGACUGACCAUCAGUGGGACCGGCUUAGCAAAAAGGCUCACAAUUAACAACAAUGUAGUUAAGGUUGUAACAGGUUAAAAUGUGACGCUCUCAAGCAAAAGGUACCACAUUGCCGCUUGCCUUAAGGACGCUCUGACAGGUUAUUCGUAUAAAGAUACGACCAAAUUUCAUCCUUAUAUUAAGCGACAAUGUGAUACUUUUCGCUUGAGAUACAUUAUUACCAUACAUCGGGGUUAUCGGUGCGGGAAUGUUUUACACUAGCCAAGUAACACGUAAAAACUGUAAAAAACGAUACUAAUUUAACAUUUCUAAGCUCAUUUGGACCUUACUACCUACGUUUAAUUCAUAGUUUGGUAAUUAUUUUACAAUAAACAAAGUUAUAAAUACACGAAAUCAUUCCCGCACCGAAAACCCCGAUGUAUGAUUAUGACAGAAUCAUUCCCCAGACCUCGCUGGGUUCGGGACCAUGGUCAUCAUGGGCCAUGGUCGGAUGUGAUAGGCCGUGCCGUCGGCUUCGGCUCUGGUAGUCAAUUAUGGAUUCUUUGGAUCGUUUCUCAUUCAGCAUCCCGUUGUGUUCAAAUUAUGGAAACACUUGACUUUAUAUGCCAAGGCUUAUCAAGGUCCAGAGAUAGGGUACAGUGCGACAUAAAAUAGUAGAAAUUAAAUAGAAUGGAACUAAACAUAUUGCAUUACAUAAAUAAACAACCGCGAUACCGAAAUUGAAUACCGGUUAAUUUGUAUGAAAUAUAUACCGGUAUUCGGUCCCUGGUUUUAAGCAAAUUUAAAGCUUAUUAAUCAUAAGUUUAAUCAUACCUUGCAUACGACUUAUAAUUUAUUAAGUACCUAAGAAAAUCCGUGUUUGGAGUGAGCACUCUAAACUUAUUUCUCGAUCCCUACUUCAGCAACGUCUGAAAUAGAAAAGUUUAUUGCGAAUAUCAAACAUUAUAAUUUCUCAAAUAAAAUAUUCUUAGAUUUGAGAGUGCCAGUAUAAAGAUAAAUGCAAUUAUAUUCCACAGAUAUGAAAACAGUCUUCUAACAAAAUGUCAAUAAUUGUGUGCUUUUACCCUACUCAGGAAGAUAUUACAGAUGUAGUGCAUAAUUGUUUUCCAUCGUAUUUUCACGGAAACGUACGAACGUGUCUUGCUAUUUCAGUCAGUCUCGGUACAAGAAGUACUGAGGUCGACUGAAGUAGCAUGACAAAUACGAACGUUUCCGAGAAAAUACGAUGGAAAACAAUUAUUAUGCUGUACAUCUGUACAGAUUUGUAUAACUUUUAUACAGGGUGACAUUGACAAGGAAAAUUUGGCAAAUAUGGUCAAGUGUGUCCUCAGUCGGUCUAGCAUGAGUUGCGUUCUGGCGCGCGACAACGCAAGUUAUGCUAGACCGCCAGAGGUCCUUUCCAGGUCCUAAAGCGUUUCCGCUAUCGAAGCCAAAAUACGCUUUUCGAUUACUAUCUACUCGCGACUUUUGGGAUUACAGUUAUGCCUAUUAAUAAAGCUGUUAUGUUAUUUUAGUAUGAGUAAUUCUCACUCAUACUAAAAUAUUUGUUACGUUCUACGAGUAAAGGUACCUUAUGGCGGUCGGCGCUUACGCUGUUAUUAACGACGCUACAAUACUAAUGCGGUGCUACGCGACGUAAGCGCCCACCGCCAUAAGGUACCUUUACCCGUGGAAUGUCACAUUUGUGUAGAAAAGAGACAAAACGUAUAUUGGCACGAGAAUGGUCCUAAAUUGUCAAUAUUUUAAUACAUUUUCGGCGUUAACUCAACACGUGACAAUCGCUUUAUUCCUAGGCUGACCAAUAUACCCAAUUUUGAUUAAUCAAUUUCAGAUUUGAUAGAAACAUGAUAUUAUUUAUGUAGCCGCCGAUCGGCGUUAGUACCUAUAGUUAUAUUUAUAAAUUACUUACUAAACCCUGUUCAUUGUACCUUAUUUCCAAGUAUUAGGGUCCGUUUUCCAACGGCCACGGUGGGCAGGGUGUAGUCGCGGUAACUGGCAUUCAGUUUCCUAUAAUAUAAUUAAUUGUUAGUGUAUGUCAUGCGUAUGCAUCGAUUAUUAGUUUUAUAUAAUUUUAAUUAUUUAUAGAUUUGUAAUGGCGCGUCCAUAUCGGCGUAGAAAAACGAUGUUCGACUUAAAGGACGAUAAGCGAGUAGAAUUUCAUAUAUUGACCCGACUGUUCCUAUCUCUAUCUCACGCGCAUAAUAAGGUAUUAUACUGUAUUUAAAAUAAAUUAUAUUACACCAUACAUGAAAUAAAGCACCAGAUAAUUAUUAGAAAAACACAGAUAGGAGUUAUUUUUAAACACAAGUUCCAUUUAAUAAAUCCGAUAGAAAUAUAAAAAGUAGGUGAGUUGACCGUGACGUCACGUAGUAAUGUUUCAUAUAAAUUCCAUAUUAGCAAAUCGUUUUGACAGUUCUAAAAAAGUAACUGAUUUGACUAGUAGGAAAAUACCCUAUUAUAGUCCCGUCGAUGAAACGGUCAAUGACACGUACGUUUGUACAAGCGGAACCGCAAUAUAAUUAUGCGCGUGCACGAGAGAGAUAGGAAAUGUUAAAUUCUUCGUGCGUCCUUACUUCAGUUGCCAAAACAGUUUUUUUAUUUUAUUUGUGUGGAAUAAAUUUUGUUCGGUUUUAAUAUGCCGGUGUGGACGCACCAAUAGACAUCAAAUUGAUGUGUAGGGUUUUUUGACAAUUUUAUAUAGGACCUAACAAAUUGUGACGCCAAGUAGUAGAGUUCCACCGGCGGCGUCUGUAAGAACUGAAAUCUAUGUUUAAUUUGUACAAAAUGUAGCGAGUUAUUGUUUUAAUGAUAUUUUUAAUCUAAUAUUUGAUUAAAGUAUUCUGGUAAUCAACACAAGAGUAAUUCGACAGUAACUGGCUGCCCUAAACUAAAAAACCGGGCAAGUGCGAGACGGACUCGCGCACGAAGGGUUCCGUACCAUAAUGCAAAAAAAAAAAAACAAAAAAAAAAAGCAAAAAAAAACGGUCACCCAUCCAAGUACUGACCACUCCCGACGUUGCUUAACUUUGGUCAAAAAUCACGUUUGUUGUAUGGGAGCCCCAUUUAAAUCUUUAUUUUAUUCUGUUUUUAGUAUUUGUUGUUAUAGCGGCAACAGAAAUACAUCAUCUGUGAAAAUUUCAACUGUCUAGCUAUCACGGUUCGUGAAAUACAGCCUGGUGACAGACGGACGGACGGACGGACGGACGGACGGACGGACAGCGAAGUCUUAGUAAUAGGGUCCCGUUUUACCCUUUGGGUACGGAACCCUAAAAAUGAAUUCUAUUCACCUAUAAACAGAAUUCAUUUUAGUAUAACGUUUCAAUAACUGGCCACCGUAUACUAAAAUGAAUUCUAUUUAUAGGUGAAUAGAAUUAAUUUUUGGUUUGGGGUGGCCAGUUACUAAAGUGGCCAGUUACUGGCGAAUUACCACUCCAAUCAACGCGAUUUUUUACUGACAAUGUUCCAUUAUCCUAAUAAUUUACCAAUAUACAUUGAUUGUCUGGAUAUCUAGUUCCAGCUCUGGCUAACACUGGUUAAAUCUAGUCUUUUUAAAUUGAUUAUUAGAAUACUUCCGAGAACAUACAAUAGUGCUUAUUUCCGUUUCGGUUUCUAAAUUAGACCUUAUGUAUAAAACUUUAAAGUCUAUAUUAAAAGUAGCCUAAAAGAAAUAAGCUCCUAUUAGUAUUUUUAAAUGAAUUGUUUCCUUAUUGUUUAAUUGUAUUAUUUGGACGCGGCAUAUAGCCUAUAACUACGUAAAUUGUAUAGAAUACAUUAUAUAUAGCGCGUGCAAUACGAAAAUGAACUCUAUUGAGCGGUGAUAAGGUAGGUAUCCCAUCGGCGUGGACUUAAUGAGAAGUAUAUUUUGUAUUUAGAUUAGUGACAUACGAGUUGGCUUAGGGCCAAUUAUAUAAAAAUUAUAUUCGAAAUACACGUAUUUCUAUUAAGUUUUAACAUGUCCUUUACGAUUUAAACUUGAUGAAAUGUCUUGGUCCCUCUUCCUUGAGAAUGACACAUCCAAAAGGUGCAUCCACACUGCAGUUAACUUUUGUGUUGCAACACUGUGCAACAGUAGGUAACAGGUCAAUUCACAAGAGCUGGCACGAAUGGAAUGAAUGAGUGAAUGAAAAUAGAGUAUGCGCGGAAAGAGUGAGUCGUAGGUAUUGGUUCCCAUACAUUCCACGACUUCUCUUUCCGCACAGACUCUAUUUGUGUGUAUCACAUUAACUAAUUAAAUGGUGGCUCUGACUAUACCGAUACAGGUGUCACUCAUACAAUGAAGGUUUUGUUCAUUGUUUUCGUGCCAGGUUUUGUGAAUCAACCUUGUAAUAAGUUACCUAAUAAAUAAAAUAUACGUUUAUUACCAGAACACAAAAACAGUACAGUAAUGGAAGGAACAGAAACAAUAUGGUAACUUAAACUAAUGUUAUCCAUUGACGUAUAUCUCAGGACCGGCCCGUAUGGGCACUAAAAAACCGGGCAAUUCAACUAAAUACGACCAUUCGCGCGCAUGAUGUGAACUCAUUAACCAAUCGCCUAGUAGUGGUGUCACACCGCUGUACUGGCCCCAUUCAUGCCCCAUUCUUAUUCCUCGGUAAGACCAGUCCUGAGAUAUACGUCAGUGAUGUUACCGUGUUGCUCCGCAAUAUUAACUGCGGGGUGCAUGCGCCUAAAAUGGGCAUUAAUGGAUAAUUUAUAAUGUUAUUUAAUUUAACCAAACCUGAUUAAAAUCGUGUGUAUUUCGAAUAUAAUAAAGAUUAGUGAUAUCGAAUCGAAUCAACCAAAUAUUUGAUAGUAAGAGCACGUGCUAGGUAAGGCUAAGUGUUUUUUUAUAAAAAUGGCCCUAACGCCAGCGACUAAUGGUAAUGAUUAUUGUUGUUAGCUGUCUGUAAUACUGCGAUAUCUGAUUAUAUCACUACACUAGGUGUGCUGCGGAUUUACAUAGUUAAUGUAUUGUAGGAAUUUAAUAAUUUUAUUUUUAUGCUAUAUAGGGUAAUUCGCCAGUACUAAACAUGAAUUCUAUUCACCUAUAAACAGAAUUCAUUUUAGUAAGGUUUCAAUAACUGGCCACCUUAUACUAAAAUGAAUUCUAUUUAUAGGUGAAUAUUAUUCAUUUUUGGUUUGGGGUGGCCAGUUAUUAAAAGUGGCCAGUUACUGGCGAAUUACCCUACGUACGAUACGUACAAACACAUGAAAUAGGCAUUUUAAUCUUAAUUUAAACGCGAUUUUUUUUUAAUGCGAUUUGAAUUUAUUUACGAUUUUAAACACUUCUUGCCAUACCUACAUAUAAUUGCUAUAUAAAUCUGCAACACACUAUAUCUAUUAGUUGGAAUUGUUGAAUUAAUUACGGUUUUUUUACGAGGUUAGUCUCUCGCACUGAUUGCGGGUAAUACAGGAAUAAUGUAAAAUAUUACAAUAUCCGCUCACAGAGUAGGGAUUAAACCAGAUACGCCAGGAAUGAGGACCAUUUGGAUUGAAGUAAAAAUUUUGUGAUUUGUGUAGGUAUCUGUAUUUUUCCCUACUCUGCGCCUAAACUAAAGUACUCAAGUCAUGGCACUUUAAAUCUCGUCUGUCUUCAUGAAUAAAGACAAAUAAAUGUAUAUAAAUACGA